Molecule: messenger RNA, 5929 nt
Organism: Scomber scombrus (Atlantic mackerel)
Lineage: Eukaryota; Metazoa; Chordata; Actinopteri; Scombriformes; Scombridae
Gene: rab11fip5b
Product: RAB11 family interacting protein 5b (class I)
Exons: 6
Coding region: 430-4812 (1460 amino acids)
Biological process (GO): regulated exocytosis
Cellular component (GO): mitochondrion; early endosome; secretory granule
Molecular function (GO): small GTPase binding
Source: RefSeq, a predicted model, not a curated record
GCGAGCACAAUGAGCAGAUCCCGGACACUAAACUACUGAUGCGACGUAUGCGGAGGAUGGACUUGGGAUGAUUUCUGCACGCAGCUGGCCUAACUUGGUUUGCAUUGAUUGGAUUUAGGAAUGGCAUGCAGAGGUUCAAGUCUAACAUAGGCCCGAUGUACUGUCUGGAAAGUGACCUCGGGUAAACCCUCAGAGGAUCGGUGGACUUUGGAGAAAUUCUGCAAAGGUAUUUUUUUGCGCAGCACGGGGAGUGUGGCGCAACGUGAAGGGGAUGAUCCCAGUCAACUGAGGAGACACGCGACUGAGUGAAGCCACGAUUAUUAAGGGACACACACACACACACACACACACACACACACACACACACACACACACACACACACACACACACACACACACACAGCCACUGCCCCUGUCUCGCGGUGCAAGAUGAUGUCACUGAUAGAUCUGGACGAUGAUCAGCGAUGGGUGCCCACUCAUGUCAAUGUCACCGUCCUCCGUGCAAGAGGACUGCGAACCAAGGGCAAGCACGGCAGCCGCUACCUCUACACCAUCAUCCAGGUGGGGAAGGAGAAGUACACCACCGGGCUGGUGGAGAAGGCGGCGGUGCCAGAGUGGAAUGAGGAAUGCUGCUUCGAGCUGCUGCCGGGCAUCCUGGAGGACGGCGGCCGGAGCAACCACCCCUCGGGGAGCGGGGACCUGGUCCUCACGGUCAUGCACCGGGUGCUCAUAGGGCUUGACGUGUUUCUCGGUCAAACCAUCAUCCCGCUUGAUAAGAUCUUUCAGGACGGAAUCUGUCCAAGAGAUGAAUGGUUCAAGCUCAACUCCAAGGCAGGAAGAAAGGAAAAGGAACGUGGUGAACUUCAGGUGACAGUCCAGUUCACACGCAACAACAUGACAGCCAGUAUGUUCGAUCUCACCAUGAAGGACAAACCACGGUCUGCUUUUGGCAAGCUCAAGGAUCGUGUCACAGGGAAAAAGAGGUGCGAUAUGGAGUCUUCCUCGGCCAUUGUGCCGGGCCGCUACGCCGCCCUGUCAGGAUCCCUCGGGCAGCCGUUUGGACAGGAGAGCGGAGGGGUGGUGGAGUCACGAGAUGUGGAAAUAGCAGAGGAGAAGAAGAGUAAGGUGAAAGAUUUUUUCAAAGGAAGGCUGCGCAAGUCGUCUGACACCAAGUCAUGCUCAUCGCUGGCUUCAGAUAGCAGUGUCUCUUCCAUUGCCAGCGAUAACCCUGGCCCUCCACCCAGUCUUGGCCUGCUGUCUGAUCCUCCCAGCUCCCCCAUCUACACAAGUAAAGUGAGAGUGGACACCCACUAUGGAGAGGCAGAUUUAGCUAAAAAAGUGCUCACCAGCCAGCACACCACAAAGGUCUUGACACACAAGCGAGCCUUCAGCGAUGAAGCUAGCAAGAUCACAACAGCCUUCCCUCGAGCGAAUACUACAGUGGAGUCUCUCAAGGGUCAAACCAUGACUCAGUCCAAGUCUUCCUUGUGUAUAAAUGGAAGUCACGUCUAUGACUCCGAGCCAUCAACUCCAAAGAGCUCAGGCACCCUCCCGUCCAAGCUGGUCCUGCUAGAGAAAUGCUCCCCGCUCUCUCGUUCUCUGCAGAACCUCACCAAGCGAAGUGAAGACAGAGGUUCCUUUGCUGAGGGCCGACGCUGGUCCUUUGACAAGAUGAAGAAAGACGAAAAGGAGGAAGAAAAGGAAUCCCAGACGUCAUCUUUCUCAAUUCAGGAAGCCCAGACAGGGGGUCAGUCUAUGCAGGCAGCGAUGCCAACCCUCUCCUCUGUGGCUGAUUCAUCCGACAAAGGGAGGAAACUUAGAAAGACGUUAUUCUCUGGAGGGAGGAGUGAUUCUCUCCCGGCUAAGACAGAUGUGAACCAGGCUGGUGCUGCAUCUGAAGGGAGGCUCAAAGGCUGGUUUGGCUCCGGUGACUCCCAGAACAAACCAAGGCUGGAAGUUUCUCCUAAGGUAGAAAGCAGCUCAGAUGUAUCCCCUCCCUUCCCUCCUCACUCCCCUGUACCCCCUCACUGCUCCUCUCCUUCUACCUCCCCCACCGGUCAUGCCUCACCCAAUGACGGGAAUCACACUAAUCCCAUCACCCCCCCCUCCAACCCUUUCCUCCCACGUUUGCAGCGCAACCCCUUUUUUGAGGAGCUCAUAGCUGAAGAGUCGCAGAGGUCGCCUCCUUACGCGCCUUGCUCCUCUUCUGGCUCAUCCCCGUUUCAUUACACUACUCUGCCCUCGCAGCCCUGCACUCCCAGCUCUGCUCAUGAUGUUAAUGCUACAAAUAUGGCUUCCAUAAAGCGUGAGCGCCCCAGGCCAGUAGCUAGGCAGAUAUCUCUUCCUGCGUUACUACCCAAAGCGACACCGCAUAACUCCCCCAACCACUCCACCCCUCACUGCAUGUCGGAGAGUGCAGGAGAAUGGGAGGACUCUUUUGAUGCUUUUGCCUCUAGCAGGCUCAACUCACCUAAAGGAAGUCUUUCUCAGAGGCAACUGAAUACCAGCCCAACAUCCCCUAAUAGCCAUAGUUAUCUUCCAGUUAACAACAAUAAUCACACACAAGAGCUACAAAAAUGUGAAGAGGAGCCUCCACCUUUGCCUCCAAGGAGACUUUUAAGGACUCCAGUGAAUGAAAUAUUCUCUGAUGGUUGGCUGCACAGAGGUCAAGAGCUAGCUGUCCAUAAAGAAGCUUGCCUCCUGUCACAGACCGGUGCAGCAUCACUGCAGCGUGGAAAAGAAGGAGAAUGCAAAAGAAACACACCGAGUGUAUCACCAGACCCCAACACCAGCAGCGAGACCUCCGAUUCUCUCAAUGGUAACUCCCAACCGUCCACAAACGUUACUUCACCGGGUUGUUUGUCUGAAGAAAAGAUCAAAAAGUUCAAAUAUGAACCCCUGGAAGAUGAGACUGACUGCUGGGGAGGGAUGUUGUUUGAGCAAGACUUGUAUGGGCGUGUAUGCAGAGGAAACUAUGUACUGCCCAAAGUUAACAAUCAUCAUUUGUCAUUGAAAACGGAGGAGACCGCUGGAAAUAAAAAUGCAUGUCAGGACUCAGGACCAAAAAUGUUUCUUGAUAGUGAGGUGACUGUUGCUGAUCUUUUGAAGUUAUCAUCUGCUGCUCCCCCUCAGUCAGGUGUUAUUUCCACUCCAGUAGAAGAGAUAGAAUGUUCCACCAUUAAUCCAGCUGAAACCAUAUGCAAAAACAAUAACAUGUCUUUCUCACUAACCUUAGGAGAUCUGAACAUGAAUGUGAAUAAUUUAGAUUUUAGUUUCAUUGAUUCGGAUGGAUCCUCUCAGUCAGAGGUGGUUGAUACUCUCAAAGGCCUCAACAGUUUAGUGCCACAAGAAUCACAGAUAGCAGAUAUUUACCAGCAGGAGACCACAGUGACCACACCUGAAGAUAUGUUCACUUUAAAGGACACCUACAUACCGGAUAUGAACUCUUCCUUCGAAAUAUCUGCAUUGUCUAAUAAACUAUGCAAAGUCUCUCCAGUUUGUCAAGGGAACUGCCAAGAUUGUCGAUGCGAGCUAAAUAACGUGGCACCGCAGUGUAAUUCCAGGGUGAUCAGCAGGGAGAUUGCUACUUUGUCAUCACAGAAUCGAACAUCUAAUCCCCCUGAAGAUAAAACAAGAAAUGUUGAUGAUCUUAAAAAGAAAGAAGACUGCGAUGAUAACGGAAACCCACAAGCUAAGCUAGCCAGACUUCAGCGGGCAGACUCGAUGUCAGGGGUGGUUAGUGCGCGUUUCAGACCAAAAGGAGUGUCCAGGGCAAACAGCAGUGGCAGUCUAAACACCCAAAACAAAAGUGGAGAAAGAGAGUUUGAACAGUUGUUGUCCCUUGUUAAAAAUAUUUCAGAAGUCAGUGAAGGACCAUUGUCUUAUCAGCCCACUAAAUCAGCUCUUUCUUCCUUACUCGGAUUAGAUAAACAGGCAAAUUCUCUUGUAGACGCCACAGGCAAAGACCAAAAAUAUCACGAUGAGUUGAAUACAACAUCACAAAUAUAUUCGAAAGAUGACACAUCUUCACUCUUAACAGGAAAACCCUUUGCGAUCAGUUUUGAAGACCUUCAUGCAAAAGUAGCCCCCAACCUGAGAACCCCUUCAAAGUCAAAGAUUGGGCAAUCUUUGCAAGAGCCUGAACCCUCUUCUCCCAUCCCCUCCGCACUCUCCCUGUCAGCUGAUGCACAGGAUAAGCUCCACCCUACCCCUGUCUGUUGCCCCUCCAUACAUCCCUCAAGCGUGGGGCUGCCCAGUGCUGGAGCCAGUACUUCUCUGGCUAUGGCCCCCUACACCUCCUCCUCUUCCUCCUACUCUACCACCUUCACCACUGACCAGCCCCUGGUCGAUGCACGGCACUCACUUUUGCCUGAGGAGACACAGCCAGCUAGCAACCUGCCCCAUCAGGAGAGCAGACCCCAUCCAGUGAAGCCAUUAACCUCAAGCCAAUCAGAGAAGAAGGACGGUCGUUCAGUUCUGGAGAAACUCAAGUCUACCAUCCACCCUGGGCGCACCGCCCACCAGGCCGUAGCUGAACCUGAGAGAAGUCAGGAGGUGACAGUGGAUAACUCUGCCCAUUACCAGCACCUGACCAACAUGGAGCUGAUCUCCCUGCUGUUGCAGCAGGAGAUGGACAUGCAGAAACAGCAGGCGGCCUCCGAGCAGCAGGGGGCACAGCUGGAGAAAUGUGGGGCCGAGCUGAAAAAGGUCAAGGCGCAGGUUCGUGACUUAGAGGACUACAUUGAUAACCUUUUGUUGCGGAUCAUGGAGCAGACACCCACGCUGCUUCAAGUGCGCACUCGACAUAAGUGACAACAGUACCAGGGUGUGUACAGUGUACUGCACAUGAUGUAUGAUCGGUGACCUCUAGAAUAGUGUUUCCUUGAUUAGUUGUACAUGUGAGUGGGUGAUAAACAGGGUAAUUAUUUCAGAUUGGGAAACACUCUAGAGGCAGGUACAAUCAAGUCAAACAAGUGCUCCACAAAUCUGGAUCUCACAACCAUCCAGGUCUUGUCACUGCUAAUACUGCCCUGUUGAUGUAAACACAAAAUUACCUGACAUGCAUGCUGGUCCCAAUUUGGCACGAUCAAAAAACAACAAGUACUAAGAGAGAAGCUUUCAUCAAAGCAGAUGCAAAUAAUUAUUUCAGCCAUGCUUGCUAGAAUAAUUUAAGAUAGUCAGCUGUUGUCAAUUUAAAAUUCAAACUCAUUGCUUUUUACAUAAAAUGCAUUAAAGAAAACAGGCAGUAGGAAACACUUUUUUUCUUGGAAGUACUGAGGAAGAGUUAAUAUGGUGAAAUAGGAUCUCAAGUUACCUUUAAAAUGCAAUCUUGGCAUUAGAGCUGUUAUGUAAAAGAAAAACAUUUUUUUCCACAAUAUUUUCAAACAAACAGCUUAAUGAAAAUGUCAUGUACGCAAAGGUUAACUUGAGCUAUUUUGAAGUAGUGUUUAAGAAAUGCUACAAAAAAAUAGCAACACGUUCUUAAAUGCUGCUCUGCAAGGUGUGAAAACUAUACAAAGAAGACGUUUCUGCAUUAAAGUUGCUGUGUGAUCAUUAAAAUAACAAUAUUUAUGUCUCUGCCAGAAAAGAUUCAAGAAGAUGUCGACUUAUUGUUUGCAUUUUGUUUCUUUGUUUUGUUUUUAUUUUUUAUGUAAUGCUUCCUUCCUUAAACGCUCCCCUCCAAUUGCAAACUAAGCCAUCAAGAAUGUUUGAGUAUAUUUUAUGUUUUUUGUCCAUUAUGCAUUUUUUUGUUGUUGUUGAAAUAGCAACCUGCUACUGUAGGAAUAAAGCGCUGAUGCAGUAAAUAAGAGUAUAAUAAGUUAUUUCUAUAAAAUACUUUUGUCAUGAUAAUAUAUUCUCUAAUGCCACACUAGUACCACUGUAGCUACUUGCAAUGCUUUACAUGACCGCAGUACUGUACUGUAAUAAA